Molecule: messenger RNA, 825 nt
Organism: Pyricularia pennisetigena
Lineage: Eukaryota; Fungi; Ascomycota; Sordariomycetes; Magnaporthales; Pyriculariaceae
Exons: 2
Coding region: 1-825 (274 amino acids)
Molecular function (GO): oxidoreductase activity
Source: RefSeq, a predicted model, not a curated record
AUGGCUCCCUCCGCAGACAUGACCAGCUCUGGUCCCAGUGACCAUUCCAAGCCCCUCAGUGGCAAGGUUGCCCUCGUCACCGGUGCCGGCCGCGGUAUCGGACGCGGCAUCGCCAUCGAGCUGGGCCGUCGCGGCGCCUCGGUCGUCGUCAACUACGGCAGUAGCAGCAAGGCCGCCGAGGAGGUCGUUGCUGAGCUCAAGAAGCUCGGUGCCCAGGGAAUCGCCAUCCAGGCCGACAUCAGCAAGCCGUCCGAGGUCGUCGCCCUCUUCGACAAGGCCGUCGCGCAUUUUGGCGGCAUCGACUUUGUCAUGUCCAACAGCGGCAUGGAGGUUUGGUGCGAUGAGCUCGAGGUGACGCAGGAGCUGUUCGACAAGGUCUUCAACCUCAACACCAGGGGCCAGUUCUUCGUCGCCCAGCAGGGCCUCAAACACUGCCGCCGCGGCGGCCGCAUCAUCCUGACCUCGUCCAUCGCCGCCGUCAUGACCGGCAUCCCCAACCACGCCCUCUACGCCGGCUCCAAGGCCGCCGUCGAGGGUUUCUGCCGCGCCUUUGCCGUCGACUGCGGUGCCAAGGGUGUCACCGUCAACUGCAUCGCCCCGGGUGGCGUCAAGACCGACAUGUUUGACGAGAACUCGUGGCACUACGCCCCGGGUGGCUACAAGGGCAUGCCCCAGGAGAAGAUCGACGAGGGUCUGGCCAGCAUGAACCCGCUCAAGAGGAUAGGCUACCCGGCCGACAUUGGCCGUGCCGUCUCCGCCCUGUGCCAGGAGGAGAGCGAAUGGAUCAACGGCCAAGUUAUCAAGUUGACCGGUGGCGGUAUCUAA